GGUAAACAAUAAUGGCGGAGGCUGCGGUGGCCCCCGGUGGUGGCGGAGUAGCGGGAGCGACAGCCACGGCAGCGGUUGUCACGGCUUCCAGCGCUGGCGACUCCGCCACCACCCUCACCACCACGGCCUCCAGCCUCCCCGCAGCCGAGCCUCAGCCACCAUCCGCCGGAGCCGGAGGGGGAAGCAUCAGCUGUUGGACUAAGCAAGUCGCCUGCAGAUAUUUCAUGCAUGGUGUUUGCAAGGAAGGGGACAACUGCCGUUAUUCCCAUGACCUCUUCACUACUCACUCUGGCAUGGUGUGUAGGUAUUUUCAGCGAGGAUGCUGUGCUUAUGGAGAUCGUUGCAGAUAUGAACAUACCAAGCCAUUGAAAAGAGAAGAAACGACUACUGUGAGUCCAGUUGCAAAAACCUAUCCUUCGGCCUCAACGGAUGUGACCCCAUCUCCUGGAACACUUGAAGUGAGCAGCAAUGAGACUGAAGACAAAGAGCUGGCAGCUGCAGGAGCUGGGGCUGAAGAUUGGGUGAAUGCCGUGGAGUUUAUUCCUGGGCAGCCGUAUUUUGGUCGUGCUGCUCCUUCCUGCACUGAAACUCCCCUGCAGGGAAUGGUAAUUGAAGAGGAAUAUGAAAAACAGCAAACCAGCUUAGAGAUGAAGAAACAACUAUGUCCCUAUGCUGCAGUAGGAGAAUGCCGUUAUGGAGAAAACUGCGUAUAUAUUCAUGGGGAUAUUUGCGACAUGUGCGGCUUGCAAGUCCUCCAUCCCGCUGAUGCUGCACAGAGAUCAUUACACAUAAAGUCUUGCAUCGAAGCUCAUGAGAAGGACAUGGAGCUCUCCUUUGCAGUUCAGCGUAGUAAAGACAUGGUGUGUGGAAUCUGCAUGGAGGUGGUAUAUGAAAAAGCCAAUCCCAGCGAGCGUCGAUUUGGGAUUCUAUCCAACUGCAAUCAUACUUACUGUCUCAAGUGCAUUCGCAAGUGGAGGAGUGCUAAACAAUUUGAGAGCAAGAUCAUAAAGUGAGGCACUUCCCCAUGUCCGUUGUGCUUUGUUUCUUGGGGAGAAUUAGUAUUUUGUGUGAACUGGCAACUUCGUCCCUCUUUCAUCCCAAGACUGCAUUUAAUACAUAAGUAAUGUUAUCACUCAGCAUUGAGGGUUUUUUGGAUCAAUUUUCUGACCUCAGUACUCUUGACUGGUCAGCAUGGUCCACUGAGUUUGAAUGUUAAGUCAUACUUUUUUGUUGUUGUUAAAUGGAAGCAACCUGCUGUUCUGUUGGUUGCUGUACAAAAUCACUUGGGUUCAAAUGGUGCAAGAGACAGAAACUCCAAACAUGUGUUUCUUAAGUCUUUUCUCGUUCAUUACUGAGCCAGUGGCCCAUUCCUUUUUAAAAUCUGCUUGGAAAAACCAAACCAAACCAAACCAAUAUGGACAUCCAAGAAAACUAAGUUACAAAAAUAAAUU
Molecule: messenger RNA, 1451 nt
Organism: Protobothrops mucrosquamatus (brown spotted pit viper)
Lineage: Eukaryota; Metazoa; Chordata; Lepidosauria; Squamata; Viperidae
Gene: MKRN1
Product: makorin ring finger protein 1
Exons: 5
Coding region: 12-1013 (333 amino acids)
Biological process (GO): protein polyubiquitination
Molecular function (GO): metal ion binding; ubiquitin protein ligase activity
Source: RefSeq, a predicted model, not a curated record